This is a messenger RNA of Nannochloropsis gaditana CCMP526, 973 nucleotides long. RefSeq lists its product as uncharacterized. Bases 1 to 948 code for a protein of 315 amino acids. The transcript has 3 exons. The record is from RefSeq and is a predicted model, not a curated record.
AUGCAGCAAGACGCAGGAGGGCAGAAGCACGACAAAGACCUCGCGUCCCACCCAUCCCCACAAAAUUUCCAAAAUCAUGCUUCUUCUUCUGAUACUCGCAGCUAUGACAUUGACCGCGACACAUGCAAGGUCGGCGACAGAGGUGGGAGGGAGUGGCGCGACACCCUCGAGCCCAACCACCUCUGGGAGGAAACCAGUAAGAAGAACGAACCCCAAGACGAUGAAGCGAAGCCCACCCCCACCCGCAAGUCCAAAAUGAGCCGCAUGGCAGGGUCCCCGUCGGCGCGGAGGAAGCGAGCGCCGAGAGGCAAACAGGACUUUGCCACGCUUUCUUCCUCUAGGUCCUCCACCGCGAGUUUAGAGGAUGACCCGGACGUGAUCCCUUUCCUGGCCAGCACGCGCUUCAAGCGAGGGGAGGCGUUGACGUCGCAGGGAGGCGGUGGUCUCCUCUUCACUCUGGCGAGACGCGCGGGAAAGGCCUUAGUCGGGUCCUCUGCCUUCCGUUUCGUGGCGGAGGAGAAGAUCUUUGAGACUGUCGCAGGCAUGCUCGCCUACCGCAUUGCCUUUCAAUGGAGCAAGGACUCGACGGCCACGCGGAAAGCCCGCUUGCUCUUCACCCUCUAUGUCUGCCUGUAUCUGGGCGCGCUCCUGUACUCGCGGCAGCAGGCCAUCGCACAGCAAGACGCGCGCACGCUCAAGGUAGCCGCGGUGCCCGCCGUUCUUUCCUCCCUCCUGGAUAUGGCGAAGAAGAUGAAGAAAGGGGAGAGCCCGGGGGGAUUGCCGGGGCUGGCGGGCCUGGCGAGGCCGCAGGAGAAGGAGAUGACCUUCCGCGACUACGACUUGGGCCAGAUCAAGGCAGCCUUGGACCGAUUCUCGCUCUUCUUGGUGGGGAUGACCUUCCUGCACUUCAAGAUGAAGAACACGUACAUGAUCAUGUACUGGGGGUAGGUGGCGGCCUCCCUCCUCCUCGUCC